CCGGCUCAGCGUGCGGACGUGCCUGCAGCCUUGUUACUUCUCCAGCGGCGGCAGUUCUCACUACAGCGCCAGGACGAGUCCGGUUCGCGUGCGACCGCGGAGAUCUCUCUCAUCUCGCUCGGCUGCGGGAAAUCGGGCUGAAACGACUGAGUCCGCGAUGGGGAGAGAAAAGGAACAGUUCCGUAAACUCUUUAUUGGUGGCUUGAGCUUUGAAACCACAGAAGAAAGUUUGAGGAACUACUAUGAGAAAUGGGGGAAACUUACAGACUGUGUGGUAAUGAGAGAUCCUGCAAGCAAACGAUCAAGAGGAUUUGGUUUUGUAACUUUUUCAUCCAUGGCUGAGGUUGAUGCCGCCAUGGCUGCAAGACCUCAUUCAAUUGAUGGAAGAGUGGUUGAGCCAAAACGUGCUGUUGCAAGAGAGGAAUCGGGAAAGCCAGGGGCUCAUGUAACCGUGAAGAAGCUGUUUGUUGGUGGGAUUAAAGAAGAUACUGAGGAACAUCAUCUUAGAGAUUACUUUGAAGAAUAUGGAAAAAUUGAUGCCAUUGAGAUCAUUACUGAUAGGCAGUCUGGAAAGAAGAGAGGCUUUGGAUUUGUUACUUUUGAUGACCAUGAUCCCGUGGAUAAGAUUGUGUUGCAGAAAUACCAUACCAUCAAUGGUCAUAAAGCAGAAGUGAGAAAGGCUUUGUCUAGGCAAGAAAUGCAGGAAGUUCAAAGUUCUAGAAGUGGAAGAGGAGGCAACUUUGGUUUUGGAGACUCUCGAGGUGGUGGUGGAAAUUUUGGACCAGGACCAGGAAGUAACUUUAGAGGAGGAUCUGAUGGCUAUGGAAGUGGUCGUGGAUUUGGGGAUGGCUAUAAUGGGUACGGAGGUGGACCUGGAGGUGGCAAUUUUGGAGGUAGCCCUGGUUAUGGAGGAGGAAGAGGGGGAUAUGGUGGUGAAGGACCUGGAUAUGGCAACCAGGGUGGGGGCUAUGGAGGUGGUUAUGACAACUAUGGAGGAGGAAAUUACAGAAGUGGAAAUUACAGUGAUUUUGGAAAUUAUAACCAGCAACCAUCUAACUAUGGUCCAAUGAGGAGUGGAAAUUUUGGUGGUAGCAGGAACGUGGGAGGACCAUAUGGUGGAGGAAACUAUGGUCCUGGAGGAAGUGGAGGAAGUGGCGGCUAUGGAGGGAGAAGCCGAUAUUGAGCUUCUUCCUAUUUGCCAGGGGCUUCACUGUAUAAAUAGGAGAGGAUGAGAGCCCAGAGGUAACAGAACAGCUUCAGGUUAUCCAAUAACAAUGUUAAGGAAACUCUUAUCUCAGUCAUGCAUAAGUAUGCAGUGAUAUGGCAGAAGACAUCAGAGCAGAUGCAGAGAGCCAUUUUGUGAAUGGAUUGGAUUAUUUAAUAACAUUACCUUACUGUGGAGGAAGGAUUGUAAAAAAAAAAAUGCCUUUGAGACAGUUUCUUAGCUUUCUAAUUGUUGUUUAUUUCUAGUGGUCUUUGUAAGAGUGAGGAAGCAUUCCUUCUUUGAUAAUGUUAAAUUUGUAAGUUUCAGGUGACAUGUGAAACCUUUUUAAGAUUUUUCUCAAAGUUUUGAAAAGCUAUUAGCCAGGAUCAUGGUGUAAUAAGACAUAACGUUUUUCCUUUAAAAAAAUUUAAGUGCGUGUGUAGAGUUAAGAAGCUGUUGUACAUUUAUGAUUUAAUAAAAUAAUUCUAAAGGAAAAAAA
Messenger RNA from Myotis daubentonii (Daubenton's bat), 1703 nucleotides. RefSeq names its product heterogeneous nuclear ribonucleoproteins A2/B1-like. The transcript has a single exon. NCBI's taxonomy places the organism in Eukaryota, Metazoa, Chordata, Mammalia, Chiroptera, Vespertilionidae. The record is from RefSeq and is a predicted model, not a curated record. The coding region runs from base 158 to 1183 and encodes 341 amino acids.